Ruditapes philippinarum (Manila clam) is the source of this 219-nucleotide messenger RNA. RefSeq names its product ER membrane protein complex subunit 7 homolog. The record is from RefSeq and is a predicted model, not a curated record. Lineage: Eukaryota; Metazoa; Mollusca; Bivalvia; Venerida; Veneridae.
UAUCCAUUAGAAUUCCGAGAUAGAAGGAAGGCAAAUUAUUUCCAGAAAAGAGAGCAAUGGAAGAUUACAGACUUUCUUAUAAAUCCAAUGGUAAUUAACAAUGCUUUAAAUGAUAAAUCCAGUUUACCAGACAUGUCUGAAAUGUUGGCAGGCUGGCUGGGUGGGGGCAGCACAAAAUCCAGUUCUAAACAGAAAACAGAGAAGAUAGCGGUGCAAUAA